CGCCGUAUCUGCCCCGGCAUCCCGCUCGCCGAGCAGGAGAUCUUCCUUGCCAUCGCCGGUCUGCUCUGGGCCUUCAACAUGGAGCAGCUCCCCAACGAGCCCAUCGACCUGACCGAGUACGACGGUCUGUCGGGCCGCUCGCCCGUUCCUUUCCGCAUCAAGAUGACUCCCCGCGACGGCCGCGUCAAGGAGGUCCUUGCUCUCUAA
Phanerochaete carnosa HHB-10118-sp is the source of this 207-nucleotide messenger RNA. RefSeq lists its product as uncharacterized. The annotation marks the transcript as partial. Gene Ontology annotation, molecular function: oxidoreductase activity, acting on paired donors, with incorporation or reduction of molecular oxygen; monooxygenase activity; iron ion binding. The transcript has a single exon. The record is from RefSeq and is a predicted model, not a curated record. Lineage: Eukaryota; Fungi; Basidiomycota; Agaricomycetes; Polyporales; Phanerochaetaceae.